Molecule: messenger RNA, 1909 nt
Organism: Canis lupus familiaris (dog)
Lineage: Eukaryota; Metazoa; Chordata; Mammalia; Carnivora; Canidae
Gene: TOMM6
Product: translocase of outer mitochondrial membrane 6
Exons: 3
Coding region: 74-298 (74 amino acids)
Cellular component (GO): mitochondrial outer membrane translocase complex; mitochondrion
Source: RefSeq, a predicted model, not a curated record
GUGGCGUGCUCUGCGGGCGCCGGCGCCUACGCGGUGCGUCGGGAGACGCCUUGCGGAUCGUGAGGGUGCCGCUAUGGCUUCCAGCGGGGUCGGCGUGAGCGCGGCCGGCGCGCCAAAUGAAGCACCCGAAAUUCCAGACAACGUGGGAGAUUGGCUCCGGGGCGUCUACCGUUUCGCCACCGACAGGAACGACUUCCGGAGGAACUUGAUCCUCAAUUUGGGACUUUUUGCUGCGGGAGUUUGGCUGGCUAGGAAUUUGAGUGACAUUGACCUAAUGGCACCUCAGCCGGGGGUGUAGCCAAAUAGACUAUGUCAUUCUCGGUUCUGAAGAUGACUUUACAUAAGCCCAGGUGAGGCUAGAGAAUCUUCAAGCAACAGACACCCAGCGCGAGCUACCUGAUGAAACAGGGCCAUGAGAGCUGAAGCCCUGUCCUGGGCCCCCACGUUAACAUGCCUUCCUGGGCGGGAAGCAUGUCAUCUCCAUGGAACAUGCAAGGUCUCUAGGGAACAGGCUUCCCUUUCCAACACCAAAGGAGACAUCUGCCCUCACCAAAGCCUUUGAAGCAGCUAUAUCCCCAAGCUCACAACCACCUGGGAGGCCCCAGAGCAAGCUCACCUGAAUCUUUUAAGGUGCAGCCGGAGGACCUGAGGUAGUCUGUAGAUCAUUAACUGCUUUCUAGCUUCACUCAGAACAAGGGGUUUGGGAUUGGAUUUUCGUCGUUUGCCUAUAUGGUUUGGGAAGGUAUAAGACAUAGAUCGUGAGGAGUCUUGUUCUUUCCUAGCUAUGGUGAGACGACUUGCCACCCAAUAUGCCCUCUCCUUAUUUCUCAGUACUGGGACCUCAGUUUCAUCUGGAGCAGUGCUGUGACCCUGUCAGACUCUAUUUCUCAGCGGACCCCCCCCCCCAACCCCCCGUGCCUUCCUGGUGCGGCUACAGCUCUUUUGCCAGAGAGGAAAGAGAUGAUUGUGUGGGGGCACUCUUACGAUGACUGCAACUGCUCUUCUUCGACCAUGAGGUAACCUUGGGGAUAGAAGCCUUGAACUAGUCAAGUUGAAAAAUGGAAAGAGCCUGGAUCCCCCAAUGGCCGUGCAGAUACUGUGCUAACCCCUGAAUGUCCUUCAGACUUCUUUUAUAAAACAGAAAAAAAACAAGAAACAAGAAACAAAAAACAAAACAAAAAACAAAAAAAACCCUGUAUCUUAUUUUAGUCAUUAUUAUUUGAGUUAAACGAAAAACCAAACCUAAUCCUGAUAUAUCCAUUUCUAAAUUUUUGCAUCAGUAGCCUCCAAAACUGGUAUGGGUUUAGGGUGGUAUAUUCCUGAUAUCAUGGAUUUAUUAAUGGAAUAUACUGAAGGGUCACUGCAACAGCAUGCAUGCAGCAUAGAUGCACAUUAGGGUUCUAUGCCUAUAUAUAUGGGUUUAUCACUUAAAUUAUGACACACCAGAAUAUAACUUUAAACAUUUUUGUUUUCAUCAGGUAGGCCUAAUUCAAUCUCCUGCUCACAGCUAGUUGUAUGCUGUUCAAACUCUCAACCUCCGUUUCUUCUGUAAAAUGGGGAAUAAAUCAUAUAUUUCAGGCUUAGGAAAAAAGUAAGGUGGCACAGGAUUACCAAAGGACAGGAUAUGUAAACAGAUUUUUUUUCAGCAUGAAUUGUUUGUGGCAUAUACAAAUAUUUAGAAAAGAAACUGGCUUUAUAGUUUUAUGCUGUACCUAAUUUUUGGAUAAAAGCAGACUGCUGGACAUGGAGGACCAGGUGGACAAAGGCUGGCCAAAUUCAUCCAGUCCAAAGAAGAACCAGUGCUCAGACUCUAAUUUUGUUUCUAAAAAUACCAAAUUGUGAGAGGAAAGCAUUUCUAAAUUACAUCAAAUAAACAAUGGAAAUAAAGUUCUCUUAAUUUCCAUCAGAA